AUGAAGACCAGCCCUCACAGGCCCUUAAUUCUCAAAAGACGGAAGCCGGUCCUGCCACAUGAGGAUGCAGCCAGUGCUUCAGCACGGAAUGAGAACACUGCUCAGGAUGAAAAGAUCCCUAGGCAGGAGCACAAACAAGAAGGCCAACACAACAGCCAACCCAGAGACAAAAUGGACUGUGGCCUGCAGAAAUUUGCAGCAAGAAUAAAGAUAAUUGACCAUCCUACCAUGCCCAACACACAAGUGGUGGCCAUCCCUCCAAAUGCCGAUAUCCAGAGCAUCAUAGAGGCACUGACAGCAAAAGGAAAAGAAUGUGGCAACAAUGGGCCCAACAAGUUCAUUCUCAUUAGCAGCGGGGGCACAUCCCGUUCAGCAGCUCCAGCAUCAUUGCAGCAGCUCCCAGAGAAGAAACCCAGUGCAGCCACCAGGGCUGCAGAUGGUCAAGAAGGAGAGAAGGAUGUUACAAAGACACCCGGUCCUGCAGGAGGAACAAUGAUCUUGCAUUCAGGAACUGAUCCUGUGGCUGAACAGGAGAGCAACAGUGGUGGUGAGACCAUGAGCCCUGUGCUGGACAAUAGUCUAACUAACAUCCAGUGGCUGGGGAAGAUGAGAUCUGAUGGACUAAGUCCCUGUUCUGUGAAGCAAGGCACUGAGAAAGAGAACCAGAUGCCUCUGCAGGAAGGAAUGAAGACUGAAGAAAAUUCUGCUGCUGCUUCUGUUCCUGCUGCUGCCGCUGUCUCCUCGUGGCAGGACUCGGUGUCGGAACGCCCUCCUUACUCCUACAUGGCCAUGAUCCAGUUUGCCAUCAACAGCACUGAGAAGAAGCGUAUGACUCUGAAGGACAUCUAUACCUGGAUUGAGGAUCAUUUCCCAUAUUUUAAACAUGUGGCUAAGCCAGGUUGGAAGAACUCCGUCCGGCACAACCUGUCCCUUCACGACAUGUUUGUCCGCGAGACGUCUGCCAACGGCAAAGUCUCCUUCUGGACCAUCCACCCUGACGCCAACCGCUGCCUGACGCUGGACCAGGUGUUCAAGCCACUGGACUUGGGGUCACCAACAUCGCCUGAGCACUCUGAAUCACAGCAAAAGAGACACCUACCAGAUCCCCAGAAGAACGCUGGAAACAACAGCAGCAGCAAAACUGAACCCCAGAAUGCACGCCGAAAGAUGAAGCGUCUGCUUCCUCGCAUCAACUCCUACCUGGUUCCCAUCCAGUUCCCGCUGGGUCAGCCUCUGCUCUUGCAGCCUUCUGUGAAGGUUCCUGUUUCAGUGGCACAGGGGGCUCCCCUCAGCAGCUCGGAGACCUUCCGGAGCAGUAAGCGUGUGCAUAUUGCUCCAAAGAUGUCACUCUCUGCAGAAGAUUCAUCCUCCUUGCCCAUGUCUGCUGUCAAGCAGGAGACCCAGAGUGAUGAAGGUUUAUUUUCCUCCACCCAUUCCUUAAGGGAGAGCAGCUCCCAGCCCGGUGAGGAACCUGCUUCUUUCCCCGCCAGCAUCUGUGUCAAGGAGGAAGGCGGCUCUCCGCUGGGCGACUGGCUGUCCCCGUUCGCCUCGACCUUAAUGGUGAAGGAGGAGCCAG
Merops nubicus (carmine bee-eater) is the source of this 1576-nucleotide messenger RNA. RefSeq names its product forkhead box M1 (gene FOXM1). The record is from RefSeq and is a predicted model, not a curated record. Gene Ontology annotation, molecular function: DNA-binding transcription factor activity; sequence-specific DNA binding. The annotation marks the transcript as partial. NCBI's taxonomy places the organism in Eukaryota, Metazoa, Chordata, Aves, Coraciiformes, Meropidae. Gene Ontology annotation, biological process: regulation of DNA-templated transcription; G2/M transition of mitotic cell cycle. The transcript is spliced from 8 exons.